CUGUAAGUGCAUGGUAAUAGGAAUGAGGAACCACAUCUUUUAUGAAAACAUUUCACAUAGGCUUUUCCUUUUCAAACAUCUCUGUUACUGUUCAUCUUAUUUUUGAUGUGAUACUUGUAGGGCAAAGAUUGUGUCACUGAGGUCUCUCUUUUGACCCUGAACAAAAUACCUCAACUUAUUGCUAGCAAAUACCAAAGUAAAAAUCUGUGUUCAAAAUAAUAAAAAUAUAUUUUUAUUGUAUGCUAUUCAGCGUAUACAAGGAACCAUAUCAGCUGCAGCUGCUUCUCUUUUUUUUUUUUUCUUGUGUGUUAAGAAACAUCUUAUACGUAAUGGCAAUGAUUUAGCAGUGAGAACCUGCUUUUAUUAACCACAGGGCUGUUCAGUGUGUGCCAUAGGAAUGGACAUUGUGGCAGUGGCAGAAGAACAUCCUUAUGUGUCGUGUCCUCUGAGGAAUUCUGCAGGUAGGGGCAAGUUACCUGCAUAAGGCUGGGCCUUCAUGAACACCAUUUAGAAGGGAAAUAGAUGACAAGGUUGCCUUAUAGAUUAAAAAGUCAUCAGGCAAUCUACAUUCAAAAAUCUGAUACAGGCAGCAAAGUGGUUUGCAACCACCUGACCUUUCGAAAUCCUGGCUAUGGAGACACAUUUGCCUUUCUUGCUUAUUGGGAAAUUCCUUUCCACCAAAAUCGGUACAUAAUUAUGAAAAAAGCAGGAUAGAAGCCAUUGCAAAGAACAGCAGAAGAGUUCUUUCAAAUUAUGUGUCUUAGAAAAAAAUAUAUAUAUCCAGAAUUGUAAAAAGUCGCAUAUAAACUCCCAAGCUUUUAAAGUCAGGAAGUUUUUAGCCACAAAGCACUGAUUCCAUGUGCAUCCCCAUUCACCAAAUGCCUGUUAUUAAAAACAACACCUAAAAUAUCUAAAGAACAGUUCACAAACUAAGAUAUCCCAUCAGGAAAUAUUUCAGUGAGACAUGAAUUGGCUGAUGAAAAUAUGUUCGGAUUCAGGCGUAAUUCCAUAGGAAUGUUUAUCUUCCUUUAAACUUAGGACAAAUUUAAGCCUACGCUCCCACAGUGAUCACUGGUUUGCAGGUGUCAGUAACACACAGGCUGAAGUAGCAUCAGCUGUAAGACCCAAAACUGAAAUCCCCCUUCUUGCUGCUGGCUGCCAGCGGAAACGGCCCCGAGAUUGCGGGUCUUGCACAACCCAGAGUUUCAUGUUCAUUGUGCACAACGUAAUCACAUUCCCAGGGUGACUAAAAGCAAGGAAAAAAUAAAACAUGAACGUUUAACCAUUGCUGUGUGCUGUGUGUCACAAACGCUCGUGCUGGCAAAGAGGUCCCAGCUGGGUUUGAGCUCCUGACAACAAACGAAGCAAACGCAGCCACCGAUGUGGAGCCGAAAAUGAAAUUGUCGAGACUGAGAACCGCAGCUUUCAAAUAGCCGGGAGGUGCUAAAACACCCCCUCACCAACACACCUACGACAGCUCCAGGUGCGGUUCUGUUCUCUAUCAAACCCCAUUCAGCCAUUUACAAAAUACGGAAUAAAUAUGCUAUUUAUGCAAGCAUACACCUAAGCGUACUUUGAAGUGCAACUUUCCCGCUUCCCAGGCAGGAUUCUUCGAGAUCACCGGGGGCUGGGGCCCCGAUCUCCAGCGCUCCGGAGCCCGGAGGAGCCGCUGUGUCCGUGCCCAGCCCCGGCUCCCCGGCCGCGCUGAGGGCCGGCCCGCCUCACGGGGCCCGGCGUCCUCCCCCAGGGCACAUGGACUUGCAGGAGCCGGGAUCCCCAUUCCAGCGGCACCGACGGGGCUCCGAAAGGGCUCGGUGGACUCUGGAAGGGCUCUGUGGCCUCUAGAAGGGCUGCGAGUGGGUGCCCGAGCUCCCCUCACGACCGGGCCAGGCCGGGUCCCGCGCAGCGCAGCGCCCCGGCUGCUCGGAAGGCGGAAAUCCCCGGCGGACGAGGCGUGGGAGGGAUAAAGGAACGGCUCGAGGCGGGCGGCUGCUGCUCGGCUCGGCUGGUUCGGCACGGCUCCGGCACGAUGAAGCCGCGAGGGUAUGGAUUUCUGUUACUGCUCCUUCUUAUCCUCAAAACUGUUACCGCAGCAGAGAAGAAGAACAUCAUCAGUAAACUUGGAGACGACGUCACACUAAGUUGCAUUUAUAAUGAAAAGAAACCCUUGCAAUUAAAAAAUCUACGGGUAUACUGGCAAAUAGCUGAUGAUUCCUACCAAGAAAAGUGUUCAGUUGUACAUGCACUGAUCUCUGGCCAAGAUGACAACAGUAAUCAGUGUAUUCGCUUUAAAGACAGGACUCAGUUAUUCUGGGAUAGGUUGGAAAAUGGUGAUUUUUCUCUGCUAUUGCUAAAUGUCAGCCAGAGUGAUGCACAUACAUACAAAUGCAUAGUGCAGGAGAAAACUGAACUUGCCAAAGUGAUUCACCAGGCAGAAGUGGUUCUCAGCUUAGCAGCGAGUUACAGCCAACCAAUACUCAGUGGACCAAUAAGAAACAGUGACAGCACUGGAGAGGAGGUGACCUUUUACUGCAGGUCUGGCAAUGGAUACCCAAAGCCCAAUGUUUACUGGAUCAAUAAAGUGAACAACAGUCGCCUGAAUUCAUCACAAACAGACAUCACACCCCACAAUGAUGGCACUUUCAGUGUUUUCAGCAUGCUGAAGGUGAAAGCCACUUCUAACAUGCAAAUAGAGUGCUCCAUAGAAAAUGAGAUGCUGCAGGAAAAUCUGUCAGCCAACUACACGCAGCAGAAGAAAAGCAGUGGUCCUGGCACAGAAAGUGACAAAAAUACAGAAAAAAAAGGACGAGGUGCUCAAGCAGCUGGCAUCAUUAGUAUUGUCUUUGUGAUAGGUAUUCUAACUGGUUUAAUCUGCUGGCUGUGGAGAAGGAGGUCCUCUAAUCUAGUGUCCUAUAAAGCAGAUGUCCAACAAAGAGAAGACCAAGGAGGACUCAGCUCACCUGCCUAAAUGGAAGGUCUGCCAACAAUUUGGGCAGCUGGAGAUGUGUCAAGAGAAGCAUCACUCCCUCAGUGGCAGCAUUGUUUAUAAUACAAGUGACAGACUUCUGCCAAGAGAGAUGG
Messenger RNA from Passer montanus (Eurasian tree sparrow), 3081 nucleotides. It is a transcript of the gene ICOSLG, whose product is annotated as inducible T cell costimulator ligand. Lineage: Eukaryota; Metazoa; Chordata; Aves; Passeriformes; Passeridae. Bases 2030 to 2968 code for a protein of 312 amino acids. The record is from RefSeq and is a predicted model, not a curated record. The transcript has 7 exons. Gene Ontology annotation, cellular component: external side of plasma membrane. Gene Ontology annotation, biological process: cell surface receptor signaling pathway; T cell costimulation; positive regulation of T cell proliferation.